Molecule: messenger RNA, 2143 nt
Organism: Mytilus californianus (California mussel)
Lineage: Eukaryota; Metazoa; Mollusca; Bivalvia; Mytilida; Mytilidae
Product: TOM1-like protein 2
Exons: 17
Coding region: 58-1620 (520 amino acids)
Biological process (GO): signal transduction
Cellular component (GO): membrane; endosome
Molecular function (GO): phosphatidylinositol binding; ubiquitin binding; clathrin binding
Source: RefSeq, a predicted model, not a curated record
CAAGACUGUUCUAUAAAUAGAUCAAACAAAUGACGUCACGCAAUAUUUACAACAAAAAUGGCUGCCCUCUUUGGACAUGGGAAUCCUCUGGCUACACCUGUAGGCCAGAUGAUUGAAAAAAGCACUGAUGGUUCACAAGCAUCAGAAAACUGGGGAUUGUUUAUGGAAAUCUGUGAUGUAAUUAAUGAAACUGAAGAAGGACCAAAAGAUGCAAUUAAAGCAAUUAAGAAAAGACUAUCUCAAAAUAUGGGAAAGAAUCACACUGCAGUUAUGUACACUUUAACGUGCUUAGAGACAUGUGUGAAGAAUUGCGGUAAAAAAUUCCAUCAGCAAGUAGCCACAAAAGAUUUUAUGGGUGACUUAGUCAAAAUAAUAGGUCCUAAAUACGACCCACCACAAGUUCUUCAAGAGAAAGUUUUAAGUUCUAUACAGUCUUGGUCAGAUGCGUUUAAAGGACAACCAGACCUGAAGGAAGUAGAGAAAUGUUAUAAUGAUUUGAAGGGAAAAGGAAUAGAAUUUCCAAUGACAGAUCUAGAUCAUAUGGCACCAAUUCACACACCAGCUAGGAGUCAACCAGAACCUGAACCUGUUAUCAGACAACAAAGACAACCAAGUUUACGAGCAGACCAACCACCACAAAUACCAGUAGUGCCACCAGGUCCCAUUAAUCCAACAUCUGAACAAAUGGCAAAGUUAAAAAAUGAACUGACUGUUGUCAACGCAAAUAUUAAAGUAAUGGGAGACAUGUUAACAGAACUUGAUCCAUCGAGUGUAGAUCCAUCAGAUUUAGAAUUGCUACAGGAAUUGAAUCGUACAAACAGACAAAUGCAGCAAAGAUUAGUAGAUUUAUUAGAUAAAAUAGCAAAUGAAGAAGUUACUAAUGAACUUCUGAGAGUGAAUGAUGAUAUAAAUAAUGUAUUUUUACGUUAUGAAAGAUUUGAACGUUACAGAACUGGCCAAUCACAAACAGACCUGAAAAAAUUAGAUACACCAACUACAGAACCAGUAGUGUCUCCACCUUCUUAUAAUCAGGUAGAAGAUACAUCAAAUCCACCUAUUGCUAAUCUGAUAGAUCUGGGAGACGAUGGAAUGGUACAGGCACCAGGUCACUUACCGCCAAUAAAUACACAGAUGCAGAAUAUGAACAUUGGUUCCAAUACUGCACCCAAACAAAGUGAUGAUUUUGAUAUGUUUGCUCAGUCACGACAGUCCUUUGAACAGAAUAAAGUUAAAACACAAGGUGCUUAUGUAAAUCAACAAGAGGACCAGUUUACUGGUGGUGGGUUAGGCCAGGCUGUCAAUGCCAAAUCAGGGGUCUCAGAGGAGGAGACAUUACAGGAAUUAAACAAAGAAUUUGGUAAUGUCAAUAAGUUACAGAGUAAAGAUACAGAUUAUGAUGAAAUGGAACAGUGGUUAACAGCUGAUCAGAAAAAAGAUCUUGAAAAGUACAAGAAUCCGCAAGACCAGCUAUCAAGUUCAGAAUUUGACCAGUUCUUGGCAGAAAGGUCAACAGGAGCUAAUUCAGUACCCACCAUUUCUGCGGCUGCAGGUCAAAGGUCAGGAAGUCGAAAUCGACAACUACAGAAAGAUGAGGAAGAAAACCCGUUGUUUGCAUUGUAACAUCCAGUCUGUAAAAUUGUGUUAAAAUGUGAGAUAUUGUAUCCUUGUACAUCCUCAUGUAUGUGUGUGUGUUAAACUGUGGCUUGACUGAUUGUGACAGGAGGAAAGAUGCAAGGAGUGUGAAACAAUGUAUUUUUAUAUAAGUAGGGAGGACAAUUUUGUGGAAUUGCAUAAUCAGAGUUCUGCCUUCACUGGGAUAUUCUUAAAGUGGGAAAGAAAAUCAGGAUCCCAUUUACUUGCUUGUUCUUUCAAAGAAAAAAGAAAUAUUUUGCUCCAAAACUAAAAAUUUAUUUAUAAAUAUGUCUAUUUGAAGUAAAAACUAAAUGAAUGGAGUAAGAUAUUACCUCCUGAGUUCAUAUGAUGUGUACAUUUUCAUAUAAUUGGUCAAUCUUUUUAUGAGAUAUCAGCUUUGCAUAUAAUAUGGUACAAAUGUAUACAUUUAUAACUGACAUUGUAGCCAUUUGGGAUUGGUGAAUUAUGUUUCGCUUCAUCAAAGCUCUGCUAAUAAAUUACUUGUUUAAUU